CUAACAUAAUAGCAAGAUGCUAAUCGAGGUUAACCCCAAAUAAUGUCAUUAUCAUAGUUUAAACAAUAAAUUUAACUAAAUCUCAAUAUUGUACAACUAAUUCAAUACUAAUUCUACUUAUUAAUGUUGCAGAAAGUUUCGAUCAUUUUCAGUGAACAUAUUUACACUAUUUACAAGAAAAAAAACGUCUUAAUUAUUCACAAAUUCUUUACAUAGAAUCAUUUGUUUUCAGGUAGUAUUUUACCAUAUCAAAUUAAUUAUAAUCUUCCAGUAGCAUUAAUUUUAACGAUUUGCUAAAUGUCUUACGACUGGGGGUGUUUCUAAUAGUACUUGGCAGGAGAUUCCAUAAAGUAGGACCAGAAAAUAAAAUUGAUUGUUUUCCCAAAUUUGUAUUAUUUUUCUCAAGAUUAACAUUUCGCUUUUCUCUAUUUCUUGUAUUGUAAGGAUGAUCUAUAAAUGAAAAAUAAUCAAUAAAACUAUGUGGCAACCGAUUAUUAAUUAAAUCGUGCAUAAAUACUCCUAUCAAAUAUUGGUAGUGUUUGAAAAUAUCGAGAAUAUUUAGAUCAUAAAAUAAAGGAGCAGAGUGGUAAGUAUGAUGGUUGAACGUCAUUAUUCUAGCUAUUCGUUUUUGUAGUAAUAAUAUAGGGUUCAGGGUUGUUUUGCACAUCCCACCCCAUACUUCCAGACCAUACGUUAUAUGUGGUAAAAUAAAUGAGUUAUAUAACAUAACUAAGAUUCUCUUUGUUACAUAAUUCCUCAAUCUAUAAAGUAUUCCCAUUUUUUUGCUUAGCACAUUGCAGACAAUGUCAACCUGUUUCUUCCAUGUAAGGUUUUUGUCGAUACAUAUACCAAGAAAUAAUGUUGAUUCAACACCCUCUAAUAAAGUUGCUUUCAGUGACGAUUGUCCUGAUAUCAAAAUAUUUUUUCAUCUAUUUUUAAACAACAUAUAUUUAGUUUUCGUAACAUUGAUUGUCAAUUUGUUGGCAUUGCACCAUGAUAUUAUAUUGUUUAAAUUGAGACUAAUUUCUGAUAAAUCAAUGUGUUCAUCACAAUUGAAAGUGUGAAAUAAAUUUGAGUCAUCCGCAAAAAGUCGGAAAUUGAAAUAAUUUGAUGAGUUUGCCAAAUCAUUUAUAUACAACUAGAACAAAGUUGGACCCAAAACUGAUCCUUGUGGAAUACCGCAUGAAACCGACCUGUAUUUGGAAUUUACACCAUCAUAAUUAACAAAUUGCUUUCUGUUUCGUAAAUAAUCAUUAAACCAUUCUACUGCCAUACCACAAAUGCCAUAGUGUUCUAGUUUCUUAAUGAGAAUAGAAUGAUUAAUCGUAUCAAAAGCUUUAGCAAAAUCGAUGAAUAUUCCUACUGUCACCUUUCCUUCAUCAGUAUAUCUUGUAAUUUGAUUAAUAAGAUUUAUCAGCGAAAGUUUCGUACUGUAUCCAUUUCUAAAACCAUAUUGGUGUUUAUACAAUAUUUCAUUAUUUUCUAUGAAUUUCAUCAAUCGGCAUUCACUAGUUUUUCAAAUAUUUUGCUAAUCGCGGGUAAAAUUGAUAUUGGUCUAUAAUUUCCACGUAAUUCUUUAUUUUCCUUUUUGAAAACUGGUACAACUCUUGCAACUUUUAAUUUAUCUGGAAAAAUGCCUGUGGUAAAUGAUAGAUUGAAUAUAUGCGAAAGAGGUUUGCAAAUACAAUUCUCGCUACCCCAAAUAGCGCUUACGCCGAGAUCCGGGAAAAAUCCCUGUAACGCGCGUUGCAUUAUGGGAUAGCUUUUCGGUAUUACAACUUCCUGUUCGGAAGCCGCGCAGCACAUGCACGCCGAUCGUCGCACAUAUCAUAUGCAUAUAUCGUCUGCUUGAACUCGCUACUUAGCUACACUCUCCUGCCGUUGCAAAUAUUUUGAUGUUUAUUUGAACAUUUUGUGGAUUGUUUAUUAGUAUUAUUACGUCUGUUGAUUAUCAGUUACGAUAGUCUUCUUUUGUGAGGCUGCACAGUGCUGGUCUCAUGAUUCGAAGCGAAAGAACCCUGACAAAUGGGGAUGGAUGAAGGACGUGACCUGGGUGAAAUUUCCUACCGAUGCCAGCACACGAGCGAUAUGGCUGCGGUUGAUUCGCCGCAAGGACAAAGUGAAUCUGACGAAGAAAUCGCGACUUUGUUCGAGACAUUUUGAGAGAGACCAGAUUACUCCAGAUGGUCAUGCUAAAGGCUAUCCCAGAUACUUUUUUUGGAACAAUUUCGGUCUCAUUGGAGAAGAACGCCCCACCACAGCUAUUGAAAAGAUGGACACCGCCAGGGAAGUUUCAGCUCGACGUAAGCGGCAACAGACCGACUCUGAUAUCAACCCCACCAGUUCCCCGGUUGAAGCAGCCAGCUCUCGCCGAGUCUUUUCUGGGACCCUGCAUCACCCUGCACUAACUACAGAUGACAAUGUCAUCGGUACUGUUGGAAGUGAAGUUGAGGUGGAGUCAAGAUCAAAGAAGGCCAAACCUUCAAAGUCUUUUCUUGGACAUCAUGGCCAUGUUGGACGUAACAAAAUUCUGGCUAAAUUCCAAGCCCAUGCCUGGGGAAAUAUUUUUUUUAUGAAUGUUACUUGUUAUUUUUCAUUGAUAAUCUGUUUAAUAAUCCGAUUCUCUUUCUCUCUCGUUUUGUUUUUCACAGAUAUGGAUGCUCUUCCCGAAAACUUGUGUCAUUCCGAUCAACAUGACUAUUUGUCUUCGGUGGAGAUGAAACCAAUGGUGCAGGAAAUACAAACUCAAACUGAUAUGACGUGUGAAGAUAUUGCUUCUCUUGUAAAAGCAUCAACGAGGAAGUCCAAGAGCAGAGCAGAAGAUACUGUUGACUGCGUUCUCGACAGUGAUGAGCGGGUCAACUUUUAUACUGGGCUUGAAUCAAGAACCCUGUUGAAUGGUGUCUGGGAUAGCAUCAGUGAUGGAGUUUCAAGAAUGAAAUACUGGACUGGACCAGAAAGCAUGAAAGAAAAGCAGUACGAGAAGAAAGGUUACAAGAAACCAGGUCAACAACGCCAUCUGGAUCCUUUCUUUGAAUUUGUCAUGACAAUAAUGCGCAUCAGACUAAACCUGCCGCUCCUGUUACUUGCCGACCUUUUCAGCGUGAGUGCUACUUGUGUCACCAAAACAACAAUAACUUGGAUCGCAUACUUACAUCAGGCCCUAGUUCCAGCUCUGCUUAUUUGGCCAUCUCAGCUACAAGUGAGGAGUAGGAUGCCAUUUGACUUCAAGAAGUAUUUUCCAAGAACGCGAGUUGUUAUAGACUGCACCGAAUUCUUCAUUGAUAGACCAGCAAAUAAGAAGGAGCAAUAUCGCACAUACUCUCAAUACAAAAGUCAUAAUACCUACAAGUGCCUUGUGGGUAUUAAUCCCAAUGGAGCAUUCACUUUUGUGAGUGAUUUUUGGGGUGGAAAUGUCUCGGAUAAAUUUUUGACACAGAACUCUGGUUUACUUGAAAAACUAGAAGGGGAUCAGGUUAUGGCAGACAGAGGAUUUCAUAUUGAAGACCUGCUCUUGCACGUCGGUUCAACCUUGGUAGCACCGCCCUUUACUAGAAAAUGGACCUCAGGAAAGGGAAAACGUCUGAACGUCGAAGAAAUCAAUAGGACCAGACUCAUUGCGAGACUACGUAUCCAUGUUGAGCGAGCGAUUCAACGCAUCAAAACCUUUCGUAUUUUGAAACACCAAAUACCGCACUCUCUCAAGGAUAUGUCUUCAAUGUUAGUUCAGGUUGUCGCUGCAAUUUGCAAUUUGAAAGGCCCCCUAUUUUACAGUCAUGGAGACCCCAAAUCUGGAAAAUCAAAACGCAAGAAACAAUUGAAACGUCUUCAUUCGUCUCCAAGGAAGGGAAUUCCAGACUGCUAGGAUAUACCAGAACAGUACUCGUCCAUGCUUCAGUGAGAUGGAUGCACACAAUAUACCUACAAAUUAUGCUACUCUUAUAGAAUUUAUUUAGAGCAAAUAUCCUUGUAUGUGGGGGAUUCAGUACACAUUUGAUAAAAUUCAUGUCUGCUUGAGUUUUACUAGUUUGUCAUACAUGGCAUGCUCAAUAGACAUGUUUUAAUGUGCAUUGACUUAUUGAACUUGUUAAACAACCAGUGUUAUAUAGUACAUAUUUUACUUGCCUAAUGCCUUUGCUCUAUUUUUUUACCAACCCUACAUCAUUGUGUUGUUUAAUGAUAUAGAAUAAUAAUGAACUUAUUGUCAUACUAUUGAGAGCCAAAAGUUGCCAUGCUGCAUAUUGUUGAGCCUUAAAUAUAUAAUUAUGUAUAUACAAU
Lytechinus variegatus (green sea urchin) is the source of this 4278-nucleotide messenger RNA. RefSeq lists its product as uncharacterized. The transcript is spliced from 3 exons. NCBI's taxonomy places the organism in Eukaryota, Metazoa, Echinodermata, Echinoidea, Temnopleuroida, Toxopneustidae. The coding region runs from base 2036 to 3865 and encodes 609 amino acids. The record is from RefSeq and is a predicted model, not a curated record.